AAAUGCAUCCAUGCAAAUGCAAAUGUAGCUGUUUCAUAAGAUAUUGCCAACGUUAAAAAAAAGAAGAAAAAACCCUAGCUGUGAGAAACUUGUUGGACAAAAAUUCAAGCAAUUCAAACCAUGUGAUAAACAUACAAAUUAUGCAACCAUGGAUGCAUCCACACUAUUCAUCGCCCUCCUCGCCCUCGUCAAUCUCCCGAUUCCGUCAUGUGGAUAUCCGCUUUCAACCGACAAGAGGUGGAUCCGAGAUGACGCCACAGGACAAAGGGUAAAACUCGCUUGCGUAAACUGGCCGGGACAUCAGGAAACAAUGUUGCCGGAAGGGCUUCACAAGGCGCCGUUGGCCAACAUCGUGUCGAACAUUAAGAAACUAGGGUUCAACUGUGUCCGGCUCACGUACGCGACCAACAUGUUUACGAUCGACGACACCACCACGGCGAUGAAGAACCUGGAGUCGCUGGGGUUGAGGGGAGCGAUUUCCGGAUUCAAUAUGUAUAACCCGACGUUGUUGGAAGCUACGGUUGCGAGGGUUCAAAGUGCAGUUAUAGAUGAACUUGGUUCGCAAGGGUUAAUGGUGAUACUUGACAAUCACGUCAGUGAACCGAAGCCGUGUUGCCGUGAUAACGACGGGAAUGGAUUCUGGGGUGAUACGUAUUUUGAUCCUAAAGAAUGGAUGAGAGCCUUGUCCAUGGUGGCUAUACGAUACAGCGGUACUCCUGCGGUUGUGGGACUGAGCUUAAGAAACGAGCUGCGGGGGCCCAAUCAAAACUGGACGGCCUGGAUAGAGAACGUUGAGACGGGAGUAGACCUAAUCACACAGUUCAACACAAACGCCUUGAUCAUAGUAUCCGGGCUGAACUACGAUCACGAUCUCCAGUACUUCCAAAACAAGACCUUGUGUACGAAUGCCCAAAACAAACUCGUGUACGAAGUGCACAGGUAUUCCUUCACUAACCCAAACCCAGCUUUUGGAGACCAAAACAUUUGGUUGAACCAAUCUCUGAACGAUGCUUGUGACCAAAUGACCCAAGAUAUGGAACAAAAAGUGGGAUUUUUGCUUAAGGGUAAUAAUACGUCUGGCCCGGUUUUCGUGUCCGAAUUUGGGGUUGAUGAAACUGGUGCCAAUGCUGCUGACAAUGAUUAUCUGCCGUGUUUGAUGAGUUAUCUUGUUGAGAAUGAUCUUGACUGGGGACUUUGGGGAUUACAAGGCUCUUAUUACUACAGGGAAGAAGAAAUUGAUCCCGUUGAACCCUAUGGGAUUUUGAAUGCUAAUUGGACGGCUGUCAAGAACCCCGAAUUUGUCAACAAAUUGCACUUUAUUCAACGGAAAAUUCAAGAUCCAUAUUCAAAUAAAACUGGUUACUUAAUAAUGUACCAUCCAUUGAGUGGGAAAUGCGCAACAGUGAACAACUCUAAGGUCUAUUUGGGGGACUGUUUUAACACAACUAAAUGGUAUUACCAGGGAAUAUGGUUUCCAUUGGGCAUACUAAACACUCGAUUGUGCCUUAGGGCAGUGGGAGACGGAUCUCCGGUGGUUAUCACCGAUCAUUGCCGUCGUAUGACGUGGCAGUUCUUCACAAAAUCCCAAAAUCAGAUUUCCAUGAGAGAUGACAAGGGGUUGGAUUUGUGCCUGGACUGGGAUACUUCCACCUCCCAGAAAGUUGUAACCAAGAAAUGCAUUAGUGCUGCUGGCAAUUCCACGAACCCUCAAAGCCAAUGGUUCAAAUUGGUUCCAUCCAAUAUUUGGUGAAUAUUUUUCGGAGUUUAAGUGAGAGAGAUUGGAGAAAACGGAACCUUUCUUUUUUGAGAGGAUAUAAGUUCAUGAAUGGGAAAGAAAAAUGUUGGGAAUUUUUAGAUUUUGAAAGUGACUUAUCCCGAACUCGGAUUAGUCAUGAUGAUAAUGAGUUAGGUGUGCAUGUUAUUUAUAAAAUGUAAAAGCAAAUGAAAUCAAAUUGUACAUUAAGGUGUAUAUAUAUAUGUACAUAAUUAUACAAUGUUAUUAGCUCUCUUUAAAAAUUUUAGAAUCUCUGUGUUCUUUAUUAUCCCUGGUUAGGGACUUCUGGGUUCUGGCUUCUGGAUUAGUGAAACUGUCUGUUUUUGG
This is a messenger RNA of Oldenlandia corymbosa var. corymbosa, 2101 nucleotides long. The record is from the annotation of a GenBank genome assembly. NCBI's taxonomy places the organism in Eukaryota, Viridiplantae, Streptophyta, Magnoliopsida, Gentianales, Rubiaceae.